AUGUCGAUCUCUCUAAGACACUAUCUGACUAAACCCGGGCGGACGCAUACUGUAGGUGAAAAACCGUAUUUAUGCGACGUAUGUGACAAGAAGUUUAACAGGAAUGGCCAACUGACUGUACACCGGCGGACGCAUACGGGUGAAAAACCGUACUUAUGCGACGUGUGUGACAAGAAGUUUAACAGGAAUGACCAACUGACUGUACACCGGCGGACGCACACGGGGGAAAAACCGUAUCAGUGUGACAUAUGUGAUAUGACGUUCUCUCAAAUUGGAGCACUGGCUGUACACCGUCGGACGCACACGGGGGAAAAACCGUACCUAUGCGAUGUAUGUGAUAAGAAGUUUACCAAUAGUAGCAAUCUGACUGUACACCGGCGGACGCAUACGGGUGAAAAACCGUACCUAUGCGACGUAUGUGGCAAGAAGUUCAAUAGUAAUGGUGAACUGACCAAACACCGGCGGACUCACACAGGUGCAAAACCGUACCUAUGCGACGUAUGUGGCAAAAAGUUUAACAGUAAUAGUGAAUUUACCGUACACCGGCGGACGCAUACGGGUGAAAAACCGUACCUGUGCGAUGUAUGUGACAAGAAGUUCAACAGUAACAGUGAACUGACUGUACACCGGCGGACGCAUACGGGUGAAAAACCGUACCUAUGCGAUAUAUGUGACAAGAAGUUUAUCAAUAGUGGCAAUCUGACUGUACACCGGCGGAGGCAUACGAGUGAAAACCCGUACCUAUGCGAUGUAUGUCACAAGAAGUUUAUCAAUAAAGGCAAUCUGAUUAAACACCGGCAGAUGCAUACGAGUGAAAACCCGUACCGGUGCGACAUAUGA
Rhopalosiphum padi (bird cherry-oat aphid) is the source of this 840-nucleotide messenger RNA. RefSeq names its product zinc finger protein 239-like. Gene Ontology annotation, cellular component: nucleus. The coding region runs from base 1 to 840 and encodes 279 amino acids. Lineage: Eukaryota; Metazoa; Arthropoda; Insecta; Hemiptera; Aphididae. The record is from RefSeq and is a predicted model, not a curated record. Gene Ontology annotation, molecular function: DNA-binding transcription factor activity, RNA polymerase II-specific; RNA polymerase II cis-regulatory region sequence-specific DNA binding. Gene Ontology annotation, biological process: regulation of transcription by RNA polymerase II. The transcript has a single exon.